UGGCCUCACAGAAGGAGUUGUGGUGAGCUGUGGGCCACCCUGGCCUCAGCCAGAUUGCCUGGCCAAACGCUGGAGAAGCGAUGCCCUGGACUGUCCUGCUCUUUGUGGCCGGCUCCAUGGCAAUACCAGCGCCAUCCAUCCUGCUGGUGCCCCCACACCCCAGCAGUCAAGAGGACCCCAUCUACAUUGAAUGCAUGGCACCCAGGGGCUUCCCAGGGGCCAAUUUCACCCUGUACCAAGGGAACCAUGCUGUCCAGCUCCUGCAGGCCCCUGCAGACCAGCUCAGGGUCACCUUCAACCUGAGUGGUGGUGACUGGGAGGCUGCAAGGGGAAUGUUUCACUGUCGGUACGGUGUGUUAGGCGAGCACAGGCAACUGCAGUUGUCAGACCUCAGUGAACCUGUGCACGUUUCCUUCCCAGUGCCCACUUGGAUCCUGGCACUCUCCUUGAGUCUGGCUGGAGCCCUCCUCCUUGCUGGGCUGGUGGCUGUUGCUGUGGUGAUCAGGAAAGUUAAAGUAAAAAAAAUGCAGAAGAAAAGAGAAAGAGAAUCCUGCUGGGCCCAGAUUAACUUCACCACCGCAGACAUGUCCUUUGAUAAUUCCUUGUUUGCGAUAUCAAUGAAAAUGACUUCAGAAGAAGACGAAGCCACCCGGGAUGAUUGCUCAGGUUCUGCUGCAACCUAUGAAAACUCUGGGCCCCGGAAGAGACCCACCUCCAUCUCAUCCUCACCUGAGCCCCCUGACUUCAGCACCUUCCGGGCCUGCCAGUGAGGCUUAGGAUUGGGGUCCCUCUCUCUGUCUACGCACUCUGCCCUCCAUUCAGCCCUCUCACUUGAGCUGGUGGGGCCAUGUGGGGCCCAAAGUCCCUCCAGCUACUUUGGGGAGGGG
Molecule: messenger RNA, 887 nt
Organism: Miniopterus natalensis
Lineage: Eukaryota; Metazoa; Chordata; Mammalia; Chiroptera; Miniopteridae
Gene: C4H19orf38
Product: chromosome 4 C19orf38 homolog
Source: RefSeq, a predicted model, not a curated record